UAAAAAAAGAACAUAAAACUGUCCUAAAAGCAAAAACCAAACCCACAAAAGAGAAUAGUUAUUAGAUUCUGUAGGUUUUUUUUUUUUGAUACCUUUGAAACAAAGACAAUACUUAUAAAUUCUUCUCAGAUUUUCUAAAAGCUCUUCAGGGAUCGAAUAGUCAUGGCAACUGCAACUAUGGCCACAGCAGCAGGAGCAGCUGCUCUUUUGUACUACACAUUGAACCGUAAAUUACAGUCUGGUAGGUCUCAUGGAGAUGAUGAUGAUGAUGAUGAAAAUGGUAGUGAUGCACCCAAUGACAUGCCUGUAGGUGUUGAACGCAUUUCGCAUAGGCUAAUUCAAGCCCCAGCGACGUGGGUUGAGACAAUUUCGACGUUGUCAGAGACUCUUAGGUUUACAUACUCCGAGACUCUGGGGAAAUGGCCCAUUGGGGAUUUGGCAUUUGGGAUCAACUUUCUUCUAAAGAGGCAGGGACAAUUACAUGUUGGCAGUGUAUUUGGUGGUAAAGACAGUUUACGGCUUGAAGGAGGUCCAGAUAAAAUUGUUGAACUCAGAUGCCACUUAAAUUUGUUGACAAUAUGUUGGCAUUUUUCAAAAAAGCCGUUUCCUGUGUUUUUAAAGGAGACUGGUUAUUCUGCGGAGAAUGUUCUCCUUCAGGAACCCAAAGCAGGAAUUUUAAAGCCAGCGUUUACAAUUCUAGUUGACCACAGCAUGAAAUGUUUUAUCUUAGUGAUUCGUGGGACACAUAGUAUCAAGGAUACUUUGACGGCGGCAACUGGAGCUGUCGUACCAUUCCAUCACAGUGUUGUGUAUGAGGGAGGAGUCAGCAAUUUGGUUUUAGGAUAUGCGCAUUGUGGAAUGGUUGCAGCCGCUAGAUGGAUUGCAAAGCUUGCUACUCCUUGUCUUAUUAAAGCGCUUGGGGAAUAUCCUGGUUAUAAAAUUGAGAUUGUAGGGCACUCUUUAGGUGGAGGCACUGCAGCACUACUAACAUACAUACUGCGAGAGCAGAAAGAAUUGUCAACAACCACCUGUGUUUCAUUUGGCCCAGCUGCUUGUAUGACGUGGGAAUUGGCAGAAUCAGGCAUUAAUUUUGUUACAUCUGUUAUUAAUGGAGCUGACUUAGUGCCUACAUUCUCAGCUGCUUCGGUGGAUGAUUUGCGUGCUGAGGUGACAGCGUCUGCUUGGCUAAAUGAUCUGAGGAAUCAGAUUGAGCAUACAAGAAUUUUCAGUACUGUCUAUCGUUCUGCUUCGGCACUGGGUUCUCGUCUCCCGUCUAUUGCAAGUGCUAGAGCAAAAGUUGCUGGGGCUGGGGCAAUUCUUCGUCCUGUUUCCAAUGGUACACAGGUUGUGAUGAAGAGAGCUCAGAGCAUGGCUCAGGCAGCAUGGACACGUCCUGCCCUUGGCGUUUCUUCUUGGUCAUGCAUGGGUCCCCGUCGUCGGGCCACAGCUGCUCAUACAAAAGAGGAGGAAAGCUCUCUUGAAUCUUCUGCUGCCAAUGCAGAAACUUCUGAGCAUCUUCUUUCAUCCCCAAAUAAAACUGCAACCACAACUGUUAUUGAAGGCAUUGACCUUCCUGUAGCUUCAUCUGUAGGAAUGGAAUGGACUUCAGAAAUUGAGUGUUCUUAUUCUGAUGAAAUAGGUCCAGAUGCUAAUGGGGAUGCUGAUGUGAAUGAUGUUGAGGAUCUCAUUAGCCACAAUAGUCAUGAAGACCGAAUGACUGAAGUUGAGUUAUGGCAACAACUUGAGCAUGAGCUUUAUGAUAGGACGGAAGGUGAGGAGGCUGAUGUGGCAAAGGAAAUAAGGGAAGAAGAAGCAGCAGCCAUUGCAGAGGUAGGUGAGGAUCAGCCAGAGAGUUCUACACAAGAGAGAAAGGAAGCGCAUAGAUUUUUCCCCGCUGGGAAGAUUAUGCAUAUCAUUACCUUUUACUCAGAUGGGGCAGAAAGUGGAAGUGAUGGUAGCCCUACCACAAGUGGCUUAGACAAUGGCCAGCUAGAAGACACUACAGUAGGGAUUUUCCUCACUCCGAGAUCACUGUAUAGUAAACUCAGGUUGUCGCAAACCAUGAUUAGUGAUCAUUUUAUGCCGGUCUAUAGAAGGCAGAUUGAGAGACUAAUAAAAGAUUUUGAGACAGAAAAAGGUGUCGAUGACCAUAAAACUGGAGAGGUAGUGUUAUAGAAAAUGCAGAUUUUUAAGCCAACAUUUGUUAAUAAACAUAAUACCAAAAGGAACUGUAGUUGUUUACCUUGUUGAUUUUGAAGCCAUUGCUUUCAUCCCGAGUUAAUGGCUACCUAGAAAGAAUGGUCCAUUGCUUUGCUGCAAUGGGAAAGCAUGGUGGUGGAAGCAACCACAGUUAAUGGUCUGACUGGUGAACUAAGGAACAUAAUUGGUUGUUCUCAUUUUUGGCUGCUCUGUUUGUUAGGGAAAGGUGUUAAGGUGGUGUCAAUUAUGUAAACAGUAUCCAAAUCCUAGCCUUGUGUAAAUUAGUAUUUUUGAGUUAAAAAUUUUGAUUCUUUUUGUAA
Messenger RNA from Quercus robur (English oak), 2519 nucleotides. RefSeq lists its product as uncharacterized. Lineage: Eukaryota; Viridiplantae; Streptophyta; Magnoliopsida; Fagales; Fagaceae. The coding region runs from base 163 to 2175 and encodes 670 amino acids. The transcript has 8 exons. The record is from RefSeq and is a predicted model, not a curated record. Gene Ontology annotation, biological process: lipid catabolic process.